GAUGUGACCCGAAGAUUAUAUAAUUAGAAGGCAUUUGUUAUGCUGGCGUUUCAAAUCAGUGAUUAGCGUGUGACAGUCCCAUCCUGGGAAACGUCAUGCCACCAUUGCUCUSCUCCRUCUCUCCCUCCCUCCCUCCUUUCUUGCACACUGCUAAUUCCCAACUCUAGCAACUGCCAGUGCCGAAGGAUCUUCAACCAGCCUGGGGGUUGAGAUGAGCUGACCCAGCCCAGGGCUCACAUGUGGGCAGCUCUAAGCCAUGGGAUGUUCCCAGUGACCAGCCAGAGCCCUCCAGAGUGAGGACAGGAGUCCCUGCGAGGACGCUCACCCCAUAGCAGCCAUGGACUCAAACAAACACGAAGGAGGGACUGAAAGUGUGCCUGUGAGUACCCCUGCAACACAGAUUUCCCAGUUGCAGGCUCUGGCCUCUGAGCUGAAGGCAGGUUUCACAGAAGCCAUGCAGGAGCUGUCACGGAUCCAGCAUGGGGARUAUGCCCUGGAGGAGAAGGUCAAGAGCUGCCGCUGUGCCAUGGAAGAGAAGGUGGCGGAGAUGAAGAAUUCCCUCAACACCUUCAAGGAGGAGCUCAGCGAUGCAAAGUCAAUGAUUGAAGAAAUCAGUGCCAAGCAGGAGGAAAUGCAACAGAAAAUUGAGCAGCUGCAGCAAGAGAAACGGCGGGAAUCACGGAAAAUGAAAGCCAAGAGAGCACAGAAGGAUGACCACGGAUCACAGACAGUGCCAACACCUCUCCAGGGCAGCCCAUUUCGAUCCAUCAACCUCCCAGAACCUGUGCUGAUUAACGAAGAUUUUACAAGUCUUUUGCACAACGUGACUUAUGAAAAAGUGUCUGACACCAGGAUUAUGCCAAUGGGAGAAGGAGCUGUGAAAGUCAUAGCAGGCCCAGGAGCAGCCAUGGAGACAGAGGACAGCCUCAAGCCUCCCCUGCCAACAGAGGGGCAGUCYAAAAUGCAUCUGCCAUCAACAGUGUGGAAGCAGCCCAAGGACACCAAGGACUGGGGAGAUGAAUACAUUUCCAAAGAGCAGCCAGAGAGAGGGAAAGACAUGGGCCAGAGCAGAUACAGCUCAGCAGACAACAUCAUAUGUGAACCCUCUUUGGCUGCCAAAAGGCAGAACAUCGCUUUGGAGCUGCUGGAGUCAGAAAGGAAGUAUGUCAUCAACCUUUCCCUCAUCCUGAAGAUCAAGGCCACACUGCAAGGGCCAGAUGUGAAAAGAAGCACCAAAGAGAGAAGUUUUUUCCCCAACUCUUUGCGGUUCCUGGUCCAGCAGCACGUGGAUUUACUGCACGCUCUCCAGGAGCGAGUCCUGAGCUGGCCACGRCAAGGGAUCCUAGGAGACAUCUUCCUGAAGCUGACAAAUGAUGAGAAUAAUUUUCUGGACUACUAUGUUGCUUACCUGAGGGACCUGCCAGAGUGCAUCUCUCUGAUCCACGUGGUGAUCCUGAAGGAGGUAGAAGAAGAAAUCAAGUCUGACCUCUACAUUCUGUUCUUUCACAUAGUCCAGCGAAUCCCUGAAUACCUUAUCCAUCUCCAGAAUGUCCUGAAGUUCACGGAGCAAGAGCACCCUGACUAUUACCUGCUGCUGGUGUGUGUGCAGCGCCUGCGCGUUUUCAUCUCACACUACAGCCUGCUCUUCCAGUGCAAUGAAGACCUGCUGAUACAGAAGAGGAAAAAGCUGAAGAAGUCAUCCCUGGUGAAGCUGUACAAAGGCCUCACCUCCCAGUGCACAAGCCAGGAGGUUUCUCCAACACCCAGCGCGGCAUCAAUGCGGGACAGCGGGAUCCACACGGAAGAGGCAAUGCAGUCCUUCCCAGCAGCACCUUCCUCUGGCACAACCACCCCGCAUUUGAUGCCGCAGAUGAAGAAACCGCAGCCAAGCGUGAUGGAGAACAUCCAGGCUGUAAAGCCCCCUGACUGGGAGAUGGAGAGCAGAAAACACGAGAGGCCAGAGAACAUCCUGGCCUCCUCUCAGCUGACAGAGCAGGAACUCAARGCCUUGACAGCCCCCUUGCAAUCCAUCCCUGAAAUGGAGUACGAAGCACCCCCGGCUGACGCGGUGGGGAACCCCGAGAGAGCCAUCAGAACCUCUGUGGAGCUGCUGCAGGACGCCAGGAACUUUGCCCCGAGCUACGAAGAGUUUGAYUACCCCGGGGAGGUCUUCACCAUGCCAGGCCCCUACGAGGACGACACCUUCCAAAACCUYGCUCUCUUUGAGAACUGCUCCCCGGCCUCUUCCGAGUCCAGCUUGGAUAUUUGCUUCCUUAGRCCCGUGAACUUCACCUCAGAGCCRGAGAGGACAGACCACGCCUUGCAGCCGCUGCCUAAGAGCUGCACUCCCGUGAGCAGCAGCACCUACAAGCGUGAGAUGUUCCACAGCAAAGGGAAGCAGCUGAGCAGGUCCCUGAAGGAGCUGCCGCGGAGCGCGGAGGGCGUGAGCACCAGACUCUACAGCACGAGGAGCAGCAGCGGGAGCCGUCUGCAGCAGAAGCAGGACAGGAAUGUUCAGCCUCACAUGAUCUCAGCCUCAUCUCGAAGCUCCCAAAGGAGCUACUUCCCCCCACAGAGAGGAGCGGGUGAAAAACCGAGCUUUUUGGAAGAGCUCCAUGCAGAAGACAACACCAGGUUCUGCCAGAAGGAUGACAAUGAGCAAACAUCCUUCAGCGACCACAACCCGCGGCACGAGCCCAAGGGGGGGUUCCGGAGCUCCUUCCGCAAGCUCUUCAAAAAGAAAUAAUGCCCGAGAAAGGCAGGCCACAGCCAAAGCACAGCAGUGCUUCCCCAGGUCCCCRAGGGUGGAGACAGACAGCCAAGGCCCCAGGAUCCCCCUGACUAACACAGAGGGUGGAGGGUGGGGGAGAGGAGACUCUCACAACUGCCUUACAAACGCAUCCUGCUCUUUCUAGCACAGGGCAGGGCCAGGCUUUGGGUUGCAGUGGAGCUCAACCAGCAGGUCCAAUAAGCACAGGAACUUGCUAGCUUUCAUCCCUACCUGACUGAACUUCCCUCGGGUUUGGAAAGCUUUGGCCAAAUCCCGCUAUCUCCUCYUCCCCCUCAUCCCCACAACUGCUUGAUUUGCCAUACAUCUCUGCUCUUCCAAAUUCAAGGCAGGUGUUGUUUGGGCUCACCCACAACAGAAAGGUUACAAAGAAACUUUGCAGCCCUGGCAUGCUGGCCAGAAGUCUAAAAUUCCCUUCUUUCCUCUACUUUCCAAAUAAACCACCAUCAAAGAUGUCUCCCAGGAGGCCAGCUCGCAUCACCCAGGUGGUUUGAGGAGAUCUGAGAAGCAUCAGCUGAAGCAUCCAAGCAUUGCACUGCUUAAUCAGCAACAUCCUUUCUUUGGGACUUCCAUCACUCCCCAAAAUCCUAUUUCACCUUUUAUGUGAAYGCUGUUCCCUGAAUGGCCUCCUGCUGUAGGAAUCACUGCUUCUGCUCUCAGAAUUGUCUGUGUCUCCAGGCAGGUGACGCAGGCUGGGCCCCCACAACACAGACUCAGCCCCACUGUGGAUCAGUGCAAACACUGGGAGUGCCAAACAGUGUCCUGGCUCCUGGUCUGGAACACACCUGGAACACACUUUGCUCMCUCUUUGGCCUCACAAACCCCAUCACGUGCAGCUUUGGAAUGGUUCUUCCAGAAGCAUCAGGGCAGGAAAGGUGAUGGUGCACCACACCAAGAGUCAUAGGCCCUCCUUCUCGUGCAAGGACAGAUCAGAAGGCYACACACAGGCCACCCUCCUCACACAGGGACACGACAAACCCUCAGUAACUCUGACCUGUGCAGAAGACAGAGAGAAGCUCUGCUGUGAUCCCCAUGACACCCCUGGCACGGCAGCAUUAGCAGUGCAGCACUGGUGUCACCUGAAGCUGGGAUGUUCUGAGGCCAUUUCCAACAUCAGCUGUGGGUUCAUCACUUGUUUUGGCAAGCCUGGGACGCUGCUCUGUCUAAAGGACAGCCUCACCUCAAGAAGUUGGGAACUGUCUCCAUGGGGGCAAUGCUUUGGGGGAAACACUGUGAGACUGGGGGCUCAGGACUGCCAGCAUCAGUGAAAGGGUGGUGAAUUUGGGGCCAAGAGAAGAGCACCCACUCUCCUGGCCAUGGCAGCAGGGCAGGGGAGGCCCAGAGCAGCUGUCCUUGCAUGCAGUGGCCAAUAUUUGCUGUAGAUGAGGGCCCAGAGCUCUCCAGGGUUGACCAACCUGCAUCUACCACCUGCUUUUCCUCCUSUGCUGGAGGCGAAGAGGUGUGUGUGAAAAGGGCUAUCCAGACASACAAAACUCAUCCUUUACUGCAGCCAAGGUUUUCCUAUUCCCUUUCAGUGAAACCCCAGAGAUUAAAAUGUUUUAGCUGAUGCCUCUCCCAUAGAUUUUAAUGAAACAAAAAAAAUCACUUCUCCUUACAAAAAGGAAAGUUGUAUUUUCCUCCCCUAGCUUUUGGAAACUAUUGUGGGAAGAUUUUUUCUUAAUGUAAGGCUUUUAAUGGCCAAAAAACACCCCAAAAAGCUUCCAUCUCCUUCCAAUUCCCUAUCAUCCUCAUAAAAUUACAAAUUCCCUGGCCUUUUCCAGUCAGGACUGCUCCAUGCUGACCAGCCACUGAAUCAYAAAGACAAUUCCUAGGACUUGGCAGCUUUCAGUCAGACUGUGCAGGGCCAGGAUAGAAAUUAUGUAGGAAGAGCCAGAUAGCUGUAAUUGAAGCAUCAGCAAAGCCUGCACAGGAGUCAGCCACAGACAGAACAAUUUGUUUGUCCAUGGAGUCAGAGUUGUGUCAUUAUGGACACUGUAAUGCACUAAUGCUGUCAAGGGCUCUGAUUGUGAGUUUGGUCUUAAUUUAUGAAAAUGACACUUUUAUCCUUCAUUAGAACAAACCUGCUUUUCAUAUUUGCCAGGCAGAUGCCAGGACAGAAACAGGACAAAGGAUGAAACCUACCUGCUAACAUCUCCUGGGUGAGGAAAUCAUUCCAAAGUGGCAGACCCUU
This is a messenger RNA of Malurus melanocephalus (red-backed fairy wren), 4979 nucleotides long. RefSeq names its product Rho guanine nucleotide exchange factor 33 (gene ARHGEF33). Lineage: Eukaryota; Metazoa; Chordata; Aves; Passeriformes; Maluridae. Bases 338 to 2746 code for a protein of 802 amino acids. The transcript is spliced from 16 exons. The record is from RefSeq and is a predicted model, not a curated record. Gene Ontology annotation, molecular function: guanyl-nucleotide exchange factor activity.